Phaeodactylum tricornutum CCAP 1055/1 is the source of this 651-nucleotide messenger RNA. RefSeq lists its product with no specific name. The record is from RefSeq and is a predicted model, not a curated record. The transcript has a single exon. The coding region runs from base 1 to 651 and encodes 216 amino acids. Lineage: Eukaryota; Bacillariophyta; Bacillariophyceae; Surirellales; Neidiaceae.
AUGCCACCUUUUUCGUAUUCCGCUGGCUCCUCCCCGCCGCCGACCCCGACGUCAAACCAUCCGGAUACGACGUUGCCAUCGCAACUUGACGACACGCAUUCCGGUAGACCUUCCUGGCGUAGCUCCGACGAUCGUCAAUUCGUGCUGCCGCAGCGCACAGCAAGCCCCAAAAUGCAAUCGCCCUUUUCCAGUUCCAGCACAAUCCCCAUUCUACACGAUGAUCCCCGUGGCAAGCAAAAGCUGGUAGCAUUGUCAAUGCGCAAUCUGUAUAGCGACUGUCCGGACACUGCGGUUACGCCGUCCGUGGGGGUGAAAUCCAAAGCUUCCGCAAUGCGAACACUCAGUCUGCUUGGUCUCUUGCUAUCGUUCGUGAUCUUCCUCGUCAACCUACAAAUGUAUCGAUCCCUGCAGGAGAACGAGUCCCACCGCGUAACCAGUUUAAGUCGCAUUGCCCAGUUGGACGCUUCCGAAGUCGAGGAACUCUGGGAGCACGGACGAGAUAUAGGGCGACAGCUGCAGUCGGUGAGUGCGAUUCUGAAGGAAGCCCAACUCGAACGCCAACAUCUUUUACUGUACGAAGAAGACGCCAAAGUCGAAUACGUUCGGAAAACAAUCAAGCGCAACCGGCUCGGCGGACAAUCACGAUCCUGA